This is a messenger RNA of Coregonus clupeaformis (lake whitefish), 1040 nucleotides long. Its product is annotated as olfactory receptor class A-like protein 1. NCBI's taxonomy places the organism in Eukaryota, Metazoa, Chordata, Actinopteri, Salmoniformes, Salmonidae. The transcript has 2 exons. Gene Ontology annotation, biological process: G protein-coupled receptor signaling pathway. The record is from RefSeq and is a predicted model, not a curated record. The coding region runs from base 11 to 1039 and encodes 342 amino acids. Gene Ontology annotation, cellular component: membrane. Gene Ontology annotation, molecular function: pheromone receptor activity.
CUCACUAGUCAUGGGGACUUUGGUCUGGAUUACAAACAGAUUUGUGAUCAACAGACUCCAACUGCAUCAUAAAGCAUACCCCUCAGCCAUGGAAUCAGAGGAGGUGGUCCGGGGAAUGCUGUACCUGUUCCUCACUGUGGUUGGCGUUCCGGGAAACACUGCUGUCAUCGUGGCAUUCCUCCUGGCACUGUACCAGGAGCAUCAGCUUCUUCCUGCUGACGCCAUCGUGCUGCACCUGGCUUGUGCCAACCUGCUAGUGGUGGGUGUGCGCUGCCUGCUGGAGACCCUGGCCACCUUCCGUCUGGCCAACGUCUUCGGGGACACGGGCUGCCAGGGGGUGAUCUUUGUCUACCGUACGUCUCGCUCCCUCUCCAUCUGGCUCACCUUUGUGCUGAGUGCCUACCAGUGCCUGAGCAUCGCUCCUCCCGGCUCCAGCUGGGCCUCCGUCCGUGUCCUGGUGGCUCGCUACCUGGCAGUGAUCUUCCUAACCCUUUGGGUCAUCAACACCUCCAUGAGCUCGUCAGCCAUAGCCUUCUCCCUGGGCUCCCGGAAUGACUCAGUCCUCAUGCAGCACAGCAUUAAUGUUCAGUUCUGCUAUGUUCGCUUUCCUACUGCUCUGUCCACACAGGUGAACGGGGCUGUCCAGGUAGGGAGGGACGUGGUACCUAUGGCCCUGAUGACCCUGGCCAGUCUGGUCAUCCUUGUGUUCCUGUACCGCCACAGCCAGCAGGUGAAGGGACUCCGCUCUGGGGCUAGCGGUGGGGCAGAGCGGCGGGCAGCUAAGGCUGUAGUGGCCUUGGUGACCCUGUAUGUGCUCCUCUAUGGGGUGGAUAAUGGACUGUGGGUGUACACCCUCACCGUGAGGAAGACCAUGAGCUCCUCACUGAUCUCAGACCUGCGCAUAUUCUUCUCGUCGCUGUAUGCAGCGCUUAGCCCCCUGGUGAUCAUAGCCACCAACAGGAAGGUGAACAGCAGGCUGAGGUGUGUGGUGCAGGAGAGGCCCAUUCAGGACAAAGCCACUACACUAUCUACUGUGUGAG